Messenger RNA from Brassica rapa (field mustard), 1260 nucleotides. RefSeq lists its product as uncharacterized. Gene Ontology annotation, cellular component: nucleus. Gene Ontology annotation, molecular function: deSUMOylase activity. The record is from RefSeq and is a predicted model, not a curated record. Lineage: Eukaryota; Viridiplantae; Streptophyta; Magnoliopsida; Brassicales; Brassicaceae. Gene Ontology annotation, biological process: protein desumoylation; proteolysis.
AUGGAAGUGAGUCCAGGGAAGAAUGAAGUGAGUCCCGUGAAGACGGAAAAAACUACAAUGAAGUCAGAGAGUGUUGUGAAGGACGAAAGUAGCAGACCUCGGAAGAAAGCUCGUAAAGGGUCUUCUGUUUCUGCUGAGACACCUGCGGCGGGUAGUGAAGGCAUUGGGAUGACGCAUCAGCAGAUUGAAAAGUCCUUGAAGGACAUAUCUGAUGCCAUUAGUCUUGGCUUUGGGACGUGCCUUAGGGAGAUCAAGUUACUGGGGGGUAGGAUGGUAGCUGUGGAGAAGAAGGUGGGAAUCAUCAAAAAGGGGGUUCAUCUGAUGAUCGUCAACUUACAACCACUUCAAAUCCACCAAAACCUGUGCACAAACCCGGGUGUGAAUUUGAUCUUUGCUAGUGAAAGUGUGAAUGGGGCGAAAGCAGGACAGAAGGAAGCCAAAGAACCGAGUCUUACUACAGAACCAAGUUCCUCGAGAGAGCUCUGUCUUGUGAGACCUGCAGACAACUUACCGAGUGAUGAUCCUAGUGUUCUUAUAUUGGACAAACAAGUUUCCACUGCUUCAGAUUUACUCGUUGAAGAAGCUAGAAGGCAGACAAAGAAGGAGACUGCUAUGGUGAAUCUCCGUAAAAAAAGUGUGCGAGAAAGAAAGCUUGCUCCCACACAGCAAACUCCUUUUAAGGGAAACAACACUGCCAAACAGAUCAUUCCAAACAAAAAGGUUGGCGGAGGCUAUGAUCCUUUUGCACCCUAUGACAAGAUGAAAUCGAAGGAGCUCACUGCAUGGGUUUGGAGGGUGGAUGUGGAUGAUAUCUAUGCACCUGUGAACUUCAAGAACCAGCAUUGGAUUGCUAUAUGGAUAUCGAUCCUUAAGAGGCACAUCCUCGUCUGGGACAACAUUGUCUCUCAUAUUAGCCCUGGAGAACUCGAUGAGGUAAUGGAGCAUUUUGUCACAAUGAUCCCUUAUCUGCUUGUUGAGUGUGCGCUCGCUGACGAACAAAAGGUUCAAUACACAUUGGAGCCAUACACAUAUGCGAGACAAACCGUUGGAGUACCUCAGUGCCGAGCAGGUGAUUGUGGCCCCUUUACUCUGAAGUACAUUGAAUGUCAUGCUCUUGGGAUGGAAUUUCCCAACACGUUUAACAAAAGAAACAGGAAGACCAUCAGGGAGAAGAUGGCGCUGGAUAUAUUUCAAGAGCUUCCUAUGUGCCAUGAAUGGGAAAACCAAGACAAUGAUGAGAACCUGGCAACGUAUGAAUAG